Gopherus evgoodei (Goodes thornscrub tortoise) is the source of this 1724-nucleotide messenger RNA. RefSeq names its product zinc finger and BTB domain-containing protein 9-like. The record is from RefSeq and is a predicted model, not a curated record. Gene Ontology annotation, biological process: regulation of transcription by RNA polymerase II. Gene Ontology annotation, molecular function: protein binding; RNA polymerase II cis-regulatory region sequence-specific DNA binding; DNA-binding transcription factor activity, RNA polymerase II-specific. Lineage: Eukaryota; Metazoa; Chordata; Testudines; Testudinidae. Bases 262 to 1698 code for a protein of 478 amino acids. The transcript has 2 exons.
AGCCCCCGUGGGAUGGGCCUGGCUCUCAGCGUCGCCCCGACCAAUCACAGAACCCUCCCACCUCUGGCCAAUCAGAGUGCGGGACGAGAGGGGCGCCCGACUACUAGCCAAACGCCGGUCUCGUGAUUGGCUGGAGGAAGAUCAGGAGCCCACCAAUCGGCGGCUCCGUCUGCCAGGGUGCGACGCUGGGUGGCCGAUCUCUGGCCUGCGUCGGGCAGCGCAGGGCGUGUCCCGGGUGACCUGCCUUGGGCAGGCUGUGCCAUGGAGCCAGAGACCCGCAGCAUCCAGAUUGAGUUCCCGCACUAUGCUGCGGUGCUGCUGGAAUCACUCAACAAGCACCGCCUGGAGGGCAAAUUCUGCGACAUCUCCAUCCACGUGCAGGGCCAGGUCUUCCAGGCUCACAAGAGUGUGCUGGCCGCCUCCUCGCCCUACUUCCAUGACAAGCUGCUCCUCAACGACACCAACUGCAUUGUGCUGCCCAGCGUCAUUGAGCCAGAGGCCUUUGAGAAUUUGCUGCAGCUCAUCUACUCUGGCCGUCUCAAGCUGCUGAUGGAGGCACUGCCCAGUCACCUGCUGGUGGCCAGCGGGCUGCAGAUGUGGCAGGUGGUGGACCAGUGCUCUGAGAUCCUUAAAGAGCUGGAGGGGGGACCCUGCCGCCCCUGGUCCAGCCGGGCAAGCGAGAGCCAGUCUCCCAGUAGCAGCAAUUAUUUUGCCGUGAAGGACGACGGGGAACCAGGGGGCAGCAGCUCAGAGGGGCCAGGGCAUGGUGGGGUGUCAUCAGGCCGGGCAGCUCCAGGCUGCCUCGACAAUGAGGUGAUGAAGAUCCGGGUGUCACAGGAGGAAGAGGAGGAGGAAGAGGAGGAGGAGGACCAUCAGGCCCAGAUCUGUAGCGGCUCAAUGGACAAGGCUGUGAAGAUUGUACUGGAGGAAGAUGAAGAGGGUGGUGGCAGAGGUGGCUCCAAGGGGCCAUCUUCAGGGGAGCUGGACAGUGCCUUUCGUGGCCCCCGUGACCACCCCAAGAUCUUCUAUAUCAAGCAGGAGCGCUUUGACCCUGACGAGGCAGCAGUGGCAGCACUGGGAGGUGGUGUGAGUGCUGCAGGUGAGGCCAGCUUUCUCAAGUCGCUGGCACAGGGGCGGGCGUUGGGCAUGGCUGAGGUUCAGGGCCUGUGCCAGGCGGAGUUCCAGCCAAGCAGUGAAGUUAGCUACAUAAUCCCUGCUGCAGGCACUGGUGCCGCCUCCUCCUCCUCCAUCACUGCCCCUGGCUUCACCAUUAAGGCCCAGCCCCUCUCCACUGAAGAGGCCGGGUUCCCCCAGAGCUCCUGGAAGCCAGUGGACCUACAUGGAAAUGAGAUCAUUGCCCAUGCAGUGCAUGGCCAGGUGGUGCAUGCGCCUGUUAAGAUUGUGACGGCACCUGAUGGAAAGAAGUUUGGCUGCCUGUGUGGCAAGCGCUUUGCUGUCAAGCCUAAGCGUGACCGGCACAUCAUGCUGACCUUCAGUCUGCGCCCCUUUGGCUGUUCCGUCUGCAACAAGAAGUUCAAGCUGAAACACCACCUGACGGAGCACAUGAAGACCCACGAUGGGAACCUGUAUUCAUGCGAGGACUGUGGGCGCAAGUUCCGUGUGCAGAACUGCUUCCUCAAGCACAAGGAGCUGUGCAAGGGCCAGGGCUGGGCCACUGCUUGCUGGACCUACAAAUAAAACCUGGGAUGGCACUGAGUGGAGGA